Dama dama (fallow deer) is the source of this 441-nucleotide messenger RNA. Its product is annotated as pro-neuregulin-4, membrane-bound isoform-like. Lineage: Eukaryota; Metazoa; Chordata; Mammalia; Artiodactyla; Cervidae. Gene Ontology annotation, biological process: intracellular signal transduction; nervous system development; animal organ development. The transcript has 5 exons. Gene Ontology annotation, molecular function: chemorepellent activity. The record is from RefSeq and is a predicted model, not a curated record. Bases 1 to 441 code for a protein of 146 amino acids.
AUGACAACAGAUCACGAAGAGCCCUGUGGUCCUAGUCACAGGUCAUUCUGCCUGAAUGGAGGACUUUGUUAUGUGAUACCUACUAUUCCCAGCCCAUUUUGUAGAUGCAUUGAAAAUUAUACAGGAGCUCGUUGUGAAGAGGUUUUUCUCCCAAGCUCCAGUAUCCAGACUAAAAGUGAUCUGUUCGCAGCUUUCGUGGCAUUGAUUGUUCUUCUAGGAACUCUUAUCCUUGGAGCCCUCUACUUCCUCUGCAGGGCUCACUACAGGGAGUGGCAGCAGUCAGAUGGCAGGCGUUCUUUCCUUUCUAAGUUCCCUCAGGGCUCACCCGCGGCCUGUGGGCAGGCUGCAGGCUGGAAGGGCCAUCUUCAGAGGGCCAGCUCGGUCCAGUAUGAUAUCAACUUGGUAGAGACAAGCAGUACCAGUGUCCACCACAGUGAGUAA